Messenger RNA from Cervus elaphus (red deer), 2338 nucleotides. Its product is annotated as apolipoprotein L2-like. Gene Ontology annotation, cellular component: extracellular region; membrane. The transcript has 3 exons. Gene Ontology annotation, biological process: lipoprotein metabolic process; lipid transport. The record is from RefSeq and is a predicted model, not a curated record. Gene Ontology annotation, molecular function: lipid binding. Bases 1 to 975 code for a protein of 324 amino acids. Lineage: Eukaryota; Metazoa; Chordata; Mammalia; Artiodactyla; Cervidae.
AUGAGCUCAGAAAACUUCGGAAACUGCUCAGAUAUUGAGAUCUUUUUUGAGGAGGUUGUUGAAUGUCUCUGGGACAUACUGAGCAGAAAGGAACUGCUCCUCCUGUUGAAUGAAUUCCUGGAGAGAAUUAAGACUGAGGCCGGUUUGUCCAGGGAAGAGGCAGAGGAACUACACAAAUACGUGGACGAAUUAAAAAGAGCCUUGGUUGAGGAGGACCAAGAAAGAGUCCCCAAAGAGCAGCUGGACAGGAGGAGGUUUCUGAUUAAGUUUCCUCGGGUGAAACGGCAGCUGGAGGAGUUCGUAGGCAAGUUCCACGAGCUCGCAGACAAGGUUGACAAGGUGCAUAAGGGAUGUACCAUCUCCAACGUGGUGGGCUACAGCACCGGUGCUGUGUCUAGUAUUCUGACCAUUGUUGGCCUGGCUCUGGCACCCGUGACAGCAGGGGCCAGUGUGGUGCUCUUGGCCACUGGGAUAGGGCUGGGAGCAGCAGCGGCUGUGACCGGUGUGUCCACCACUAUCAUCGAACAUGUGAAGAGGUCAUCAGCAGAAACCGAAGCCAGUCACAUGAUGUCAAGUGUUGUCAAGAAAUGGAAGGUUCUCCUAGAGGUACUCAAGGGCAACCCCCACAUUACUGACACAACAGAGAAAGUCACAGAAGCAGUGCAAUGCAUUGAAAUGAACAUCCAUGCCAUGGAGACAGGCAAAGCCAACCCUGGCUCUGCAGCCAAUGCAAACAUCUACAUGAGACCUGGGAGGAUCUCAGGCCCAGCCAUUCAGCAGAUAGAGGCAGGUUUCAAAGCCACAGCUUUAACAAUUACCAAAGGAGUCCGGAUCGCGGGCUUGGCCACUGCAGGGGUCUUCCUUCUGGUGGAUGUGCGCUUGCUGGUGAAGGAGUCAAAGCACUUGCACGAUGGUGCCAAGACAGUAGCAGCUGGAGUUGGAGAGGAAGCUGGAGGAGCUCACCCAGAUCUAUGAGAGUCUGCAGGAGGACCUGAUUUAGCCACCCCCAGAGCAGUGCAGGGUCCAGGGACACGUGAGGGGCCAACGUGCAGAGGUACCUUGUUAGAGGGAAAGACAGGGAGACCACAUUAAUGAAGCUGGGUAUUAGGAAUUUGGCAUUUCUGUGGUUGAGCAAAGCAGUGCAGGGAUAGAUGUAGGUGAUGGAUGAGGAGAGAGAAGGAAGGGGCUUGGAGCCUGCAUUAAGGGAGGAGGGGGCACGAGAGAAUGAGAGGCAGGGAGAAACCACUUUUUUUUCAUACUAAGAACAUUUUAUUUUGUGUUGGAGUAUAGCCGAUUAACAAUGUUGUGAUAGUUUCAGGUGAACUGCAAAGCGACUCAGCCAUACACACACAUGCAUCCAUUUUCCCCCAAACUCCCCUCCCAUCAGAAACCACUUCCUUUGGACUAAAGAUGACCCUGGAGGCAGAAUAAAGGGAGAGGCAGGUGAACUAGCAAUGAGAGGCCAGGUAUAGGAACGGGUUGACAACGGGAGAAAGUCAGAGAGUUAGGAUUGUUGGGAUCCAGAAGGAGCAGGGGCUCCUCUAUCGCCCUCCAGAGGCUGUGAUGUCCCAGCAAGAAGAGUCUUCUCCUGCUGGUGAUCUCUAGGCCUCUCCUCCACAUCAACUCACCUGUGGCCCUAGCUGAUGUAUCUUACUAAGGCAGUGACUUCUUUGGUUUGUUUGCUUUAUUGAAGGAUAAUUGAUUUACAAUAUUCUGUUGAUUUCAGGUAUACAGCAAAGUGAUUCCAUCAUACAGGUAUCUAUGUAUUUAUCUGGGCUUCCCAGGUGGUAAAGAAUGUGUCUGCUAAGAAGUCUACUCACACCUUGAUCAUUGAAAACGAAGUGGACCCCUCUCCUUUAUCUCUUCCCUUGUCUGUAAGCUCCAGGCCCUGGCCAUGCAAUUGUUUUCAUCCUUUCCUAGUCCAGUUAGUGAACCGCGUCUCCACAUAACCAUGGCCUCCGCUCUGCUGACUUUUUUUGUUCCUUGCCUUGGGAGUAAGUGCAAGGCCAGGGCAUGGAUGUGAAAACCUGUCACUUGCCAGGUCACAAAUAGGAGUCAUCACUACCCUUACUGUCCAAAACCCUGAGCUGUAUUCUGGCCUCACUCUAAAAUCGUCCCGUCCUAGAGCUGAUGGCCAAGCAGCAACCUGCAGGUGUGGGUGCCACAGGUACCUCUGGGAGGAGCACAGGGGGAUGGUCGAGCCAGCUUGGACCACCAUCUAGAAGGAAGAAGCCUAAGGAUGAGAGGGAGGUUGUAGUUUAAGUUCUUGCCUUCCAGGCACAUGAGGACCAAUGUGGGAGAGAGCAAAGCACUUCUCAAAUGAGGGUUGUUAACAAAA